This is a messenger RNA of Vitrella brassicaformis, 2731 nucleotides long. Lineage: Eukaryota; Vitrellaceae. The record is from the annotation of a GenBank genome assembly.
AUGAGUCAUUACAUUACGCCUCAGAUCAGGGUUCCCACUCGCUUCCGUUUUUGCCCUCCUGCAGGGUUUGAAACCCUUAACCCGUAACCCUAGCACCCCGUCGCCCACUGGGUCGUGGUGAGCGACAAGCGCAGAAAGAAUCACGAAUGACGUGCAUGCGUCAGAACAUCCACCUCUGAGCUUGCCGGUCUUCAGCUCGUUGGGGAAAAAACAGGUCCCUCAAAACCCUGCCUGCGAAGAACAGGAAUAUGACUUCGGCCUCGUGAGGGCAUCAGGUGUGCAACGACAAUGGGACCAGACUCAAACCUACUCAUGGUGCCUGCUCGGUUGUGUGUGGUUGUCAGGCAUCGCUGACAGAUCUGCUGCGCCGCAACAAACGAUGGAGGCCGAGUUGUCCGCUCGCCAGUUCAGCGCCCAGGCGAUUCUCAAUCAGCUGCACGUGCCCGUGACGGCCAUCGGCGACGCCAUAAGCCAACUGCAUGCCCAGAUCCGCCAAGCAGACGACGCCGCCCAGCGAGAGAGGCAGACGCACGGCGCCUCGGACCCAUCAGCAGCGUCGCCCGAUGACGUGCUGCUGCUCAAUGUGGGCGGCAGCGAGUGGCGAGUGAAGCGGCAGCACAUGACUCAAGGAGAAGGCGUGGAGGGGACUCUGUUGGCGGCGCUGUUCUCGGGCUGCUGGGACAACCGAUUCAUCAAGGACGACAAACAGCGGGCGUUCAUCGACAUCUACCCGGAGGCCUUCAAGACCAUCCACACGGCCAUAUUGGAUACCGCCACCCUCCUCCAGGCGGGCAAGGCGGCGUCGAUUGUCACGCUGCUCGACGAGGCAUCCCAGCGGAACUACACCGGUAAGGGGCAUGAAGGCGACAGCGCACUCAUCCUGUCCUCUCACUCUGUCUCUGGCUGGCCGUGGUGUAGGUCGUCAUGGCUUCUGGAUCAAGUUGCUGCUGUCGCCACUGGACAAGGCGGUCUCAGCGGCCCCUCCCAGUGGCGUCACUGAGCCGCGCCUGUCCGCCACGGACAGCCCUGCCGUGAUGGGCGACGCCGUCAAGACGCUCGAGGCCAUCAUGAAGACAUUCACCAAGGAGAAGGCCCGGCUGGAGGGCCAGCUGCGGGCGGCACAAGAGCGACGUGACAACCUCGACAAAGAGAUACAGGUGACCCACACAGACAGAGCCAGGGGAUGUGGAUCGGUGCUGUGUGUGGUUCACAGGCGGUGAGUCCCUUUCUGCUGCCUCUGAGUGGCGGUGACCCCAUCCGGUCAGUCGACGUGUGCGGCCAGGUCAUAUCGACCACUCAGUCGACUGUCGAUGAGAUGAGCGACGAGCUGCGGAAUCGAUUCGACCUGUGAGCAUCGACCCAUGCACCGAAGCACACAGUGACAGCGAUGCCCUAUCGAGGAUGGCUGUGUGUGUCUUUAGGUGGCCGCGGCCGGUUGAGGUGGUGCAGCCCGACCACAUCAGCCGUAUGGUCGAUCACUACCGCCGCAGACGUCUCGGCGCGUCGGCCGCCGACAUGGCUCCGGUGCUGAGGAUGGACAAGACUACCAAGCAGAAUGCCUUCGAUGUCAACGCAGCCGUGUACGGCGUCAUCAGGAAACGCAGAUGGAGAGCCGCGCAGGAAGGCUGACCUCGCCGUCUCUCUGUCUAUGUUUUUCCCUUUGCAGUGCUGACUUCACUGUGAUGCCAUCUGGUGCUCGGUAUCGCAUCGUCACGGAGGGCACCGGCAGAGUGCCCACACUCAACGACACCGUCAAGUUCUACGAGAUCUGGUGGCGUGAUCGAUUCGACGGCCGGGACAAACGCUACGACCUCCGUGGGGCGGUGUAUCGUGUGUCUGAUCUGUAUGGGUGGGAGCGCGAGGCGUUGCUGUCGAUGCGGGAGGGCGAGGUGAGGCAAAUCAUCCCGCCACCCGGGUUUGUCCGCUACGUUGAGCUGCGUUUGGUCAGCAUAGAGUAGGAGAGAGUCCACACACACGCAUGUGGGGGCGGCUGUGUGUCACACACUCAUGUGUGUGGCCGGGGGCUCUUCCCUUAUUGCCUGGCUGACUGUGUGCCUCGGGUGUCUGUCUGUCAUUGGCCACUCACAGCACUUGUGGGUGUCACGUCUGCUGCUCGGCCGUGGGUUUAUUCCUGUCUGCCGUGCUGCAAAGAGAAGAGCCCUUUUCUCUCCUCUCUCCCCCUCUCUCUCUCUCUCUCUCUCUGCGUGUGUGUGUGUGUGUGUGGCUGCUUUUAUUCAACUCGAAUGCAUGGCUGUCUGAUCCGAUGCAGUCUUGCUGAAGGGCGUGGGCGGGUUCUUUGUGUGCGUGGUGUAUAUGAGUGGGUGUGCGUGGGGUGAGGGAAGGGACACUUCACGUCGAGGUCAGGUUCUUGGCGAUUUAAUGAGUGCCACACACCACAUUUUUCGGUGAGGGUGAGGUGCGGCGGGUCAUCCUGCCUACAGUGGAAAGAAGAUAUGUCGAGUAUAGGCUGGUGUCCAUCCUGUGAGCUCUCUGCUCGUGGGUGUGGCGACAGUGCGUGUGUGGGAGGUGGUGAGUGCUGUCUGCCUUCAUUCAUUCAUUCAGGCCACCUAUGCGUUUAUGUAUUGUGGCCAUCGAUGUGACAUGUCGUUCUCGUGUGUGUCUAUGUAUUGUGUUUCACACUGACGUGAUGACUCGGUGGGUCUAAUGUUUGUGCUUAUCAUAACGGACAAAUUGGCUCGUUGUCACAUACGUCACAAUCAACCCAUCGCCG